This is a messenger RNA of Drosophila mauritiana, 492 nucleotides long. RefSeq lists its product as uncharacterized. The transcript has 3 exons. NCBI's taxonomy places the organism in Eukaryota, Metazoa, Arthropoda, Insecta, Diptera, Drosophilidae. The record is from RefSeq and is a predicted model, not a curated record. The coding region runs from base 88 to 492 and encodes 134 amino acids.
CUUGGAUGAGUUGUGAAUACAAAUAUACUUAGUAAUGCGCUAUGCGAUCGCUGUGGCAGCCGUCCCCAUCAAAGAGCACCACACAAAAUGCUCAGACGUAAGUGGAUCGCUCUGGCGCUUUUGGGCACAGUCAUGGAUUUCCUUCCAUGUGCCAACUGCAUCACUGGGAAAAACCAUAUGAGUUUUCACUGGCGGCAAGUGGAUAAAGAGAUCGCUGUGGCUGCUCGAACACCCGGACAAUCUCCAUGCCGCCACCUCGGAGUAUUCCAUCAUCAUGGCGCUGACGUUUCUAUUGCAUGCCAUGUGCCAUUGCCACAAACCAUCCACAUUCCCAUCGUCAUCCGCAAGCCCGUGCGCAAUCCCGAUCCCAAGCCGAAUCCCAAUCCCAAUCUCGUUUUCCAUUCCCUCGACUGCACUGCACUCUCGCAUGCAAUUAAUAUCAUUUUUAUGUUUCUAAUGACAUUCGCUGCGCUGCAUUUGGUGUGCGUUUAG